AAAAAAGACAGUGAGCUUCUGGAAAAAGUUCAGAGAACGGCAACUAAGCUGAUUCCCGGAAUAGCGAAGCUUCCGUAUGAAGCUCGACUGGCCAAGCUGAACCUUUUCCCGUUGUCAUCUCGCAGAACUACAGGUGACUUGAUCACAGUUUUCAAAUUGCUUAGUGCCAAAUUUGCACUUGAUAUGCCCUCAUUUUUCUUGUCUUCCAAAAUAGAGAAUUUACGAGGACACUCCAAAAAGGUUCACAAGCCAGGAACAAAUUACUUGUCAGCUGACUAUCGACUUUCCCAUCGAAUCAUCAACCAGUGGAACUCUUUACCUCAGCACGUGGUUGAGGCCCCAUCCGUCGAUUCUUUCAAAAGAAAGUUGGAUCAACUGAGGGACCACCAUUGCCAGGACUAACACGGGCCAUCAGGCCUCUUGUCCUUCCCAAACUGAAAUUGAUUUCGGUUUCCCUUUGUCGUUGCUUUGCUUACUCGCACGUCCAAUCGAUAUUGAAUAUGGGAUUUAAACUUUGAGCUUCGAGAAGCGAACUAAAUAAAGCUGGCGAAACACUUAACGGAAACUCAUGGCUUACCCAUCUGACAGUCAGCUUCUGACGAAAAUAGAGAAAAUUCUACAGGAUGCGGAUCUUUCCCAAGUUACGUCGAAAAAAGUUAGGUCGGCAUUAGAGGCUCAUUUCAACAUUGAUUUGUCCGCCGAAAAAUCCAAGCUUGAGACUAUGAUAAUGUCCACAUUGGAGAAAUUACAGUCUUCGAAGUCCCAGAACAGGAAUAACAGUAAACGCAGCAGUAGUCCUGAGGUAGAUGAAUUUACAGAAACUGACGCGAGCUCAGAUAGUGAGCCUGAAAAGCCAGUAAAAAAGAAGAAAAAGAAAACUUCAGAUGACGAAGAUUAUGCCCGGAGUUUGCAUGCUGAAGCUAAUGGUAUGAGGCGAAGAAGCAGUUCCAGCACCAAACCAAGAUCUCAAAAGCAACCCGGCAGCGGGAAAACAGGUUUUACACGUCCCUUAACAUUAUCUGACGAGAUGGCUGAGUACAUUGGUGAGAAAGAACUGUCCCGUUCUGAUUUAGUCAAAAAAUUCUGGGAAAUCGCUAGAGAACAAGAUUUAUUCGACCCAAACAAUAGGCAGUUUGUCGUGUGUAAUGAAGAUUGGCAAAGAUUGUUCAACCUUAAACGUUUUCGUAUGUUCGGAGUUGCAAAGCAUUUAAAACGACAUAUAAUUGGGUAACUUUUUAUAUAACUAAUUUCAUCAUAAGUAUAUUUGCCAUGUACCUCAGACAAUGUAAAUUUAUGCAUAACCUGAUGUUUUUUUCGUCAGGCCUAUUUCAAAUAAAUUCCUGCUGAAAGAUAUAUAUUUCGAAAUUUAUUUCAAUACCUUAUUUACUAUAUUGUGAGGAUCUGUGCAUUUUCCAAAACUUAUUUUAUCCUAUACAUAUUAUUUCACAAUAAAACGGCGUGCACCAUUAACAUCAUUAUUGAUUUUAUCUUAAUUCAUUUGUUCUCAAACGUGAAUUAGGGGUGAGAAAAUCACUAACUUCCUAACAUCACUGUCCUAUAGCAUGAUUGACACGUAGAUGACUACCCAAAUAUGAUCUGGAAAUUUGUCACUUGCAUAGUGAUGUAACUGAAUUCACGAUUAUACGUAAAAAGAAUCAGUGUUUGCUUUAAAAAGAGCGAGGUAUCAUCUUUACAUGUUUCUUAAAUAUGAGAAACCGAUUUUGACUCAGUUAAUUACAAUCUUAUAAAAAUACCUACCUAAAAUCAUAAUUCAUUAAGUUGUUUUUAUCGAGUCGUUAAUGAAAUUGAGAUGUUUUACUCUACCUAAAAUGCUUCACGUUUGCUAUUCAAACACAUAUAUCCUUGAUAAUUCGUCAAAUGUAACUAUUCAAAUGAGUUACCUACAUUUGGGAACUGACUAUCAAAAGCUCACCACAGUAAUAAAAUCUGAUAACUGCACACAUAUUCAUGAAGCUAGGUGGUUUAUGUUUGUCUCGUGAUAAUUGUACUAUCGGUCACCUUCCUAUAAUUUAGUGGGUAUGGUUUAUCACUUCAUUAAUUUUACAACCAAAUAAUCGAGUCAUGGUGCGUAACUACAUCCAGUAACACUUGGAACUUCAGAUGAAAUUGUUAUGUUCCUGUAGUCUGUUCAAUCAUCGUUCAAAGUUUAAAGUCGACAAAACGAAUAAAAAUUAACUUACGGUCUCCUGGACACCGAUGCGUUUGAUGGGCCUAUAAAUCCUGGGCAACGAACUGCGAUCAUAUGGAACGUUCUAGUUAAGCUUUUCAACUACUCAACUAGAGCAUAUAUCUAGAUUAGGCUUCAGUGUACUGUGAAUAGAGAAAUAAUGGAUUUGAAUAUCAGACAAGCCUUACGUUAUGUUUUGUGAUAGACAACUUUUGAGUUAUUUGUGUUACAAUCUUCUUAAGAAUUAGUCUCACAUAUUUGGGUUACCAGCGAUCCAUUAGUCUCAUAUUUUAUGGUUGCAACCUGGUCCUUUGCCCUUUUGUCUGAAAUAAUGUUUUGAAAUUCUUGACUCAUUUAAAUAAUAGUCUGCGUAGAGUAGAUCAAUGAAGAAAGGUGGUUGUAUGCCCUCACUCUGCCUAAGGUGUCUGUAUAUAAGGCCUUUAGGAUGUUAAUAAACUUCUCAGACACAACGUUCUUCAAUAGACAAUCCCAGAGAACAGUCCUAUCCAAAGAAUCGAAGGCAGCCCUGAUGUCAAGAAACACUACGAUUGUUGGCCUUUGAUAAGUAUGGCGGUGUUCUAACAUUUGGCGGAGGGUGAAGAUAUGAUCAAUACAUUC
This is a messenger RNA of Schistosoma haematobium, 2806 nucleotides long. It is a transcript of the gene UAF30, whose product is annotated as upstream activation factor subunit. NCBI's taxonomy places the organism in Eukaryota, Metazoa, Platyhelminthes, Trematoda, Strigeidida, Schistosomatidae. Gene Ontology annotation, cellular component: nucleus. The record is from RefSeq and is a predicted model, not a curated record. The transcript has 5 exons. Bases 569 to 1231 code for a protein of 220 amino acids.